Adineta steineri is the source of this 392-nucleotide messenger RNA. Lineage: Eukaryota; Metazoa; Rotifera; Eurotatoria; Adinetida; Adinetidae. The record is from the annotation of a GenBank genome assembly.
AUGGAUCAAGCUAACAAUCAAGAUUAUAAUGAAGAUGAAGAUAGAGGACCACACGUAAAAAAUUCAAAAACAAAUCGAUCAGAUGAACAACGAAAGGCAACGUUUACAACAACUGCACUUGAAUUUAUUAAAAAAUAUCGAUACAAAAGAAGAAGAAUAUCAAAAAUUAAGUGGAGAAGAAAAGAAAAAAAACGAAAAGGAAUUGAUGCACUGAUCUCAGAAGAAAGUGAUAUAAGUAGCAACAUUAAAUUAUGGCUUAAUUUAAUAGAAAUCGCUAAGAACAGGAUGAUGAUUCCUGAAGCAGUUUUUCGUGGAUUUUCGACUGCAACCCGCAGGUAAAAUACCGUUUCUGGUCGAAACCAUCAGGCAAAUGUCAGAAAUCCGAUGACCGG